Egretta garzetta (little egret) is the source of this 297-nucleotide messenger RNA. The record is from the annotation of a RefSeq genome assembly. Lineage: Eukaryota; Metazoa; Chordata; Aves; Pelecaniformes; Ardeidae.
AUGUCCCUCUCACACCUAAGCUUUUACUCAGCCUUCACACUAAGCAGCCUAGGACUAGCAUUCCACCGCACACACUUAAUCUCCGCCCUCCUAUGUCUAGAGAGCAUAAUAUUAUCUAUAUAUAUCGCCCUAUCAAUCUGACCCAUCGAAAACCAAACAAUAUCCCCCACCCUAAUACCUAUACUCAUACUUACCUUCUCGGCCUGCGAAGCUGGCACAGGCCUAGCAAUACUAGUAGCCUCCACCCGAACCCAUGGCUCAGACCACCUACACAACCUAAACCUACUACAAUGCUAA